Molecule: messenger RNA, 2284 nt
Organism: Mollisia scopiformis
Lineage: Eukaryota; Fungi; Ascomycota; Leotiomycetes; Helotiales; Mollisiaceae
Product: RWD-domain-containing protein
Exons: 1
Coding region: 150-2066 (638 amino acids)
Biological process (GO): ubiquitin-dependent protein catabolic process; positive regulation of proteasomal ubiquitin-dependent protein catabolic process; protein polyubiquitination
Cellular component (GO): ubiquitin ligase complex; cytoplasm
Molecular function (GO): ubiquitin conjugating enzyme binding; zinc ion binding; ubiquitin protein ligase activity
Source: RefSeq, a predicted model, not a curated record
CUCCUCGCCACAUAUAACAAUCAGACCGAAAACUCCUGCGCCCCUUCAGCACAACCACGUACCUGCACUUAUGAAGUGUAUGCCUCUCCCUCUGUCCAAAGCAGAAGUCGUUCCUCUAUCACGGAUCGACCGGUGACAAUCUGCCCAAGAUGGAGGAUGAACGGGGAGUUGAGAUGGAAUGCAUUGCUGCAAUCUUUCCUGAAAUCGUCUUCGACUCCGAUAAUCCAUUCUCUGCCACGAUUGAGCUGCCAGUUCACCCAACAUCCUCUGUCAAAGUCAACUUUCCAGCUUCUGCCGAUGGUCUUCUACUUACCCCGCCACUCUCAGUUACCUCUGGUCAAGAAGGCGAUCAGUCCAUUACGGAACCUGCGAACAAUGUCGAAUCCCAUAAUCUCUCGUAUCUGCCGUCGCUGGAACUUCGCAUAACCCUCCCAGAAGGAUACCCAGAGGAGAAACCGGCUCAAUUUCAACUCUCUACGAACCCCGCAUGGCUGUCACGUUCUUAUCUUGACGAGCUUCAGGAGCACGGGAAUCAUAUGUGGGAGGAAGCUGGUCGCAGUCUGGUUGUCUAUGGCUACAUGGACUAUCUGCAACAAGCAGCUGAAAAUGCGUUUGGUUUUGCAGAGAAAGGGAGGACAUUGGAAAUCCCACAAGACUUCAAGAUAUCUCUACUCGACUACGACAUCAAGGAAACACAGGCUGCGUUUGAGAAGGAGACAUUUGAUUGCGGUAUAUGCCUCGAUCCAAAGAAGGGAACCGUUUGCCACCGAAUGAUUGAUUGCGGUCACGUCUUCUGUGUGCAAUGCCUGCAGGAGUUCUACAACAAUGCUAUCACCGAGGGCGACCUGGCUACGGUUCGAUGUCUGGCUCCUGAUUGUGCCAAAAAGCGCGCCGAAGCCCGAGGUGGAAAGAAGGUCCGCAAAUCCAAGAUACAGCUCAGCCCCAGCGAAUUGCUUCAGAUACCUCUUGAACACGAAAUUGUUGCACGAUACGUCAAGUUGAAGCAUAAAGCGGAACUGGAAUCGGACAAGAACACAAUCUACUGCCCAAGAAAAUGGUGCCAAGGUGCCGCUCGAUCGAAGAAACACCGUAAGCCAGAUGGACUUGAAGACACAGCAGAAUCGGAGGACGACUCGGACAAUGAAGAAUCUGGAAAGCUUGAGCAAUUUGUUGCUGGCAGGGACUUGCUCUCUGUCUGCGAGGAUUGCUCAUACGCUUUCUGCAGCAGGUGUUAUCAAGGUUGGCAUGGCGAAUUUUUCAGUUGCGCACCAAAGACCAAUACCGGGGAGCUCACAGAGGAAGACAAAGCAUCAUUGGAAUACAUGAAGCUUCACACGACUCCUUGUCCGACUUGUGCUGCUCCUGCCCAGAAGACACAUGGCUGCAAUCAUAUGAUUUGUUUCAAGUGUCAUUCCCAUUUUUGCUACCUUUGUUCGGCUUGGUUGUCACCUUCGAAUCCAUACAAGCACUACAACGAAGAGAAGACAUCCUGUUAUAUGCGGUUGUGGGAGCUUGAAGGAGGAGACGGUGAUGAUGUAGGUAUUGGAUAUGCAGGUGGAGUUCGUCCGGUUGAGAUUCCACCUGACCCACAGGAGAGGGAGAUCGAAGUUGCGGUUGCUGCUGAUAUUGUCAACAACGAACUUCGAGACAUUCCCGAGAUAGUCGAGCCAGGUGAUGAAGAUGAGCCUCCAGAGCCACGACCAGAGAUUCAACGAGAAGGUCCUUUAGUCCUGCGGAUCAAUCAACCUUUACCACCUCCCGCACCUGCAGUUCCUGAUCCUCCGCCAGCUGCCAAUGUGCGAAAUCGUCCCCAACGCCAGCAGCAACCAAAUCGACGAGUCAACAAUCCAGCACCAGUUCGUGGAGGACUGAAUCGUAGGCGCGAACCUCAUCAGAGACAACAAAUCCGAGAUGCUCAGGCUCAAGCUCAAGGUGCAGCGGAGCAAGAAGAGGCAAACCAACGUUGGGUACGGAUGUUCGUACAAAUGGCGAUGAACGACGAGGAAGAUCAAUUGGACAGUGACGAUGAAGACGAUGCUGCUGCAUGGGAGAUACCUGUGCGAUAAUGGUAAUUUCAGUAGGGGAGUUUGUGAAUAUGGGGUCAAGAUUCGGUGCAUAGCGAAGGCGUUUGGCUUCUGGUUACAUGGAGCAUCAAGAUGGAGAAGAAGGUUGGCCUAGUGAUUUAAUUCAGCCAAUAUGGCAUACAUAAGAGCAUAUUCAAUCAUUCUUUGCAUUCCAAUUGCAUUCGAAGUCUGCGCACGUGACGUUGGUUUUACUGCGACAC